GUUGUAUGUAUUUCCGGUUGAGAUUAUUUCAUACACGCUCUUGGAACGGUACGCUCUGCUUCACGAAAGGCAGACAGACGAACCAGAGUUACAAUGUUCAAACUUGAAGGACUCGGUCCUAAAAUGGACCCAGAGGAGAUGAAGAAGAAAAUGCGACAAGACGUCAUCUCAUCUGUACGAAACUUUCUUAUUUACGUCGCCCUUCUCAGAGCCACUCCAUAUGUCUUAAAGAAGCUGGACAGCAUAUGAGCAGAGCAUUCAUUUCGUUCUUCCUCCAUCAACUGAGUUUGCUCCAUCAGACACAGUAUGGGCCAUCAUUGGCAGACAGCAGGAGCCAUUACUGAAAAUGAUUUGACGACAACCAGCACCUGUCCAUCUCUGCACCUGGGGAAACAUCUUGUUCAUAUAUUUAGUCUUGAUCUGUUUAGUGUGUCUGCCUGUCUUAUUCAACAUUCUGUGAAAUGCAAAGUUUGACUGUUGUGUAUGCCUGCCAUGCUCCCACAAUAAUGGGACUCAAUGCUUAUGUUUUUUUUUUACUUGAAAGAAAAUCUGCUCAGUCCUCCAGACGUUGAAUGGAAACUGUCUAACUGCAUUUGAAAAUGUUCAGUCCUGCAACAACAAUGAACACUGGAAGGCUUCAACUUUUUGCUGAUUUUCAUAAAUAGUCAACCACAAAUAAAAAAAGGAAACAAAGAGAA
Notolabrus celidotus (New Zealand spotty) is the source of this 698-nucleotide messenger RNA. RefSeq names its product translocase of outer mitochondrial membrane 5 homolog (yeast) (gene tomm5). Gene Ontology annotation, cellular component: mitochondrial outer membrane translocase complex. The coding region runs from base 94 to 249 and encodes 51 amino acids. The transcript has 2 exons. NCBI's taxonomy places the organism in Eukaryota, Metazoa, Chordata, Actinopteri, Labriformes, Labridae. The record is from RefSeq and is a predicted model, not a curated record.